This is a messenger RNA of Peromyscus californicus insignis, 3326 nucleotides long. It is a transcript of the gene Tut1, whose product is annotated as terminal uridylyl transferase 1, U6 snRNA-specific. The transcript has 8 exons. Bases 972 to 3278 code for a protein of 768 amino acids. Gene Ontology annotation, cellular component: mitochondrion. NCBI's taxonomy places the organism in Eukaryota, Metazoa, Chordata, Mammalia, Rodentia, Cricetidae. The record is from RefSeq and is a predicted model, not a curated record. Gene Ontology annotation, molecular function: zinc ion binding; RNA binding; poly(A) RNA polymerase activity.
AUUCAGCUCUGUUCAGCUCACCCAAAUCAUAGCAGCCUAGCUGCCAUAUUAUUGCUAAUCCUAGUUGGUAAGUUCCUUGAAGACAGGAUUUUUUAGAGUUUAUGUAUUUAUAUUAGCAGUAGCAGAGUUUUUAAAACAUUUGUUAUAGUUUGGUGCUGAGACUUGAAUCCAAGACUUCAUGCACACUAGACAACUUCUCUACCAAUGAGCUGCAUUCUGAACCCAACAUGGGUUCUUUUAAAAAUUUUAUUAUGUGUGCACAUGCAUGGUCCAUGGUGCAAAUGUGGGGUCAGAGGACAACUUUUAGGGGUUUGUCCUACUAUGUAUUCAGGGGAUUGAACUCAGAAGGUCAGGUUUGGUGGCAAGCACUUUACCCCAACAUGGAUUCUCUUUUUUAAGGUUUAUAAAUGGGUAUCUAUGUAGUUAUGUGCAAGAGCAGCAAGUGCUCUUAACUACUGAGCCGUUUCUCCAGAACUCCCCCUACAGACCCCCUGCCAUGGAUUCUUAUUGUUAAAAGACUUAACUAGGAAAAAGACUUUUUUGUGUGUGGUUUUUUGAGACCGAGUCUCUCUAUGUAACAGUCCUGGCUGUCUUGGAACUCAAUUUGUAGACCAGGCUGGCCUUGAACUCACAGAGAUCCACCUGCCUCUACCUCCUGAGUGCUGGGAUUAAAGGCGUGGGCCACCACUGCCUGCCUUGGUUUUUGGGUUUUUGAGACUGAAUCUCACAUCAUGCAGGCUGACCUCAAACAUACUAUGUAGCUGAGCUUGAACUCCUGAUCUUCCUGCCUACUCCUCCCCUGUUAAAAAGAUUUUAUUUUUUUAUUUUUUAGAGGCAGGGUCUCUCUCGAUAGCCCUGGCUGUCUGUCCUGGAACUUGAUAGGUAGACCAGCCUGGCCUCAAACUCACAGAAAUCUGCCUACUCUAGCCUCUCAAGUGCUGGGAUUAAAGGGGGUGUUUGCCAUCGUGGAGAUGGGUGAUGUAAGUGCUCGGGAGGCUGUCUUAUCACAGCCCAAGCACAGGCUGGGGGAACAUGGACUGCGUGUUCGGCCGAGGGAGCAGAAGGAGUUCCAGAGCCCAGCCUCCAAGUCUCCCAAAGGAGUGGACUCAAAUAGUCGACAGCUGGCCCAAGCACUGGCCGAGGCCCCAGAUGUGGAGGCGCAGAUGGUAAAGCUUGUGGAACUGAGGGAGUUGUCUGAGGCUGAGCGGCAGCUUCGGAAUCUUGUUGUGGCGCUGAUGCAGGAGGUCUUCACAGAGUUCUUCCCUGGCUGUGUGGUCCAUCCUUUUGGCUCUUCUGUAAACAGCUUUGAUGUUCAUGGCUGUGAUCUGGACCUCUUCUUGGAUCUGGGUGAUAUGGAAGAGACACAGCCAGCCCCACAGACCCUCAAGGCUCCAUCACCUCCAUCCGUGGACUCAGCACUUACUUUUUCCCUGGAUCCUCAAGCGCUGCCCUGUACCCCAGCUUCUCCUCUGGACUCACCGUCUCCAACUUCUCCCCAAGAUUCUGAGGUCCUGGACUUGGAAACCACAUCUUCUCUGGCACCCCAGACACCAGAUUCUGCUUUGGGCUCUGACCCCGUCACCUCUCCCCAGUCACUGCCUCCAGUUUCACCACUGCAGGACGACAGGGGAGAGGAGAGACCAGGGAAGGCCCUAGAAUUAGCAGAGACUUCACAGGACGAGAAGGAGGAGGCAGCGGCAGUGUUAGAGCUGGUGGGCUCUAUCCUCCGGGGCUGUGUCCCUGGAGUUUACAGAGUCCAAACUGUGCCCUCUGCCCGGCGCCCUGUGGUCAAGUUCUGUCAUCGGCCUUCAGGUCUGCAUGGAGACAUCUCCCUCAGUAACCGGCUGGCCCUUUAUAACUCCCGUUUCCUGAAUCUCUGCUCUGAGAUGGAUGGUCGAGUCCGGCCCCUUGUGUAUACUGUACGCUGCUGGGCUCAGCAUAAUGGACUGUCAGGGGGUGGCCCCCUUCUCAAUAACUACGCCUUAACGUUGCUAGUGAUCUACUUCCUUCAGACCAGAGACCCUCCAGUGCUUCCUACUGUGGCCCAGCUCACCCAGAAAUCAGGUGAAGGGGAGCAGGUAGAAGUUGAUGGCUGGGACUGUAGUUUUCCAAAGGAUGCCUCACGACUGGAGCCCAGUACCAACGCAGAGCCUCUCAGUUCCCUGCUGGCCCAGUUCUUCUCCUGUGUUUCUGGCUGGGAUCUUUCUGGUUCCCUGCUGUCCCUGCGGGAAGGUCAGGCAUUGCUGGUGGCAGGGGGCCUGCCUUCUGAACUUUGGGAGGGGCUGCGCCUUGGCCCCAUGAAUCUCCAGGACCCCUUUGACCUGAGUCACAAUGUUGCAGCUAAUGUAACCAGUCGGGUGGCUAGACGGCUGCAGAACUGUUGUGGAGCAGCAGCCAGUUACUGCCGGAGUCUCCAGUACCAGCAGCGUUCCUCCCGGGGCCGGGACUGGGGACUGCUCCCACUUUUGCAGCCCAGCUCCCCUAGCUCCCUGCUGUCUGCCAAGCUCAUCCCCUUGCCCCCUGCCCCCUUUCCUCAGAUCAUUAUGGCUCUGGUGCGUGUGUUAAAGGAAGCACUUGGAUGCCAUAUAGAACAGGGAACCAAGAGACCACGGUCAGAAAGUGCCAGAACCAAAGACUCUCCCCAGGGAGGGACAAACAAAAGACAGAGACUAGAUGGGCAAGAAGAGAGCUGUGAGGAGGGGAAAGAGGAGCCACAGGGAUGUGCAGGGGACCAUAGUGAAAAUGGGGUGGAAGAAAUGGUAAUAGAGCUUCGGGAGACACCUCAGGACAGGGCCUUGAGCUCUGGACCACCAGGGGAGCUGCCCCUGAUGACUGCCAAGUGUCUAGAUAAGCUGGCUGAGCAGAAGCCCACGGAACCUGAAGUGGCUGGAGAAGGGUCUCAGGGUGAGACAGGGAAGGAGACAUUACACCUGUCGUCAGUGAGCUGGCGCUGUGCCUUGUGGCACCAAGUGUGGCAGGGGAGGCGGCGUGCCCGGAGACGAUUACAGCAACAAACCAAAGAAGAAGGCAGAGGAGGUCCCGCCCCUGGAGCAGAGUGGCUGGCAAUGGAGGCCCGUGUAACCCAGGAGCUGAAAGGACUGAACAGUGAGCAACAGAGGCCACAGGGGGAGCCUCUCCUCACUUUCAUGACAUCUGUCUCCCAAGCUGACCAGACACUCACUGUGGUGCCAGUUCAAGAUUCCCAAGGCCUAUUCCCUGGUCUUCAUCAUUUUCUACAGGUGUUUCUCCCUCAAGCACUUAAAAAUCUCCUUAAGUGAUGAGCCAGGCCUCAAAGACAAUAAAGCUGCUAGUUUAUUUAAUACAGA